AUGGCAGGCGCUUCCGAAUCAACGCCUCUUCAGGCUCCAUCUACUCCCGACCCGCCCAACGGCAAACUCAAUGUCUACGGAGCCAUCCCUAACUCCACCACAGACAAUGCUUCACCCCAAGCCGGCGCGGAUAACAACAAUGUAGAACCUCCACUGCCGAAACAAUACCCUCGAGGGCCGAAGUUCGCCGUGAUCAUCGCAAGUCUAUGGGUGGUUCUAUUCAUGGCAGCACUCGACGGAACUAUCGUGGUCACCUUAAUUUCUUCCAUCUCUUCCUCAUUCAAGGCUUCGGAAAAGUCAGGUUGGCUUAGCACGUCCUACCUUCUCUCCGUAUGCGCCUUCUCAUCGAUCUAUGGUCGUUUGAGCGAUAUCAUCGGUCGAAAAGGAGCACUAUUGGUCGCACUAAGCUUCUUCACGAUAGGAACGUGUCUUUGUGCGGUAGCGAAGAGUAUGAAUGCGCUGCUGGUGGCUAGGUUCGUUGCUGGUAUCGGCGGAGGCGGACUGUUGACUACGUCUUCGAUCUGUAUGACCGACCUUGUCCCGCUUCGACAGCGAGGUUUGUGGCAAGGAAUCACAAACAUUCUCUUUGGCUCAGCCUCGGCACUCGGCGGCCCCCUAGGAGGGUUCAUCAACGACGCAUUCGGCUGGCGUACAGCAUUCGGCUUCCAAGUCCCUUUCCUCCUCGUCGGAGCCUUGUGCAUCGCAUCCUUUGUCAACAUCCCACUCCCAUCCUCCGAUCAAUCCUGGCACAAGAAGUUAGGCCGAAUCGACUACCUCGGCUCUCUCGGCUUAAUCUCAUCUUCAAGUUGCUUACUCCUCGCCAUGAGCUUCCUUUCCGCUUCUCUUCUACCCUUCUCCCACCCUCUCGUAUGGGGCUUUCUCCUCGGAUUCCUCAUCACCGCCGUUCUCUUCGUCCUUGUCGAAGGCUGGGUUGUGCGCGAACCAGUAAUGCCACUCUCGCUUCUCACUCGCAAAUCCCCUGCACUGAUCGGCGCAUCUUACUUGCUCGGCUCCUUGGCACAUUUUGCUACCAUUUUCCACUUCCCACUAUGGUUUCAAUCCGUUCGACUCCAAUCGGCUUCUCAAGCAGGACUUCAUCUUAUUCCGAUCUCCUUGUCCGCUGCUGCGGGGUCUCUAUGGGCAGGGUUGUAUAUGCGGAGAACGGGUAAAUACUGGCAUGCUAACAUCUUCUGCUGCUUCCUGAACAUUGCCUCUACUGCAUACGGCGCAAGUUGGACCCAAGCCACUUGCAGCUGGGUAGAAUACUUGACCUUUUGCCCACAAGCAUUCGGCACGUCAGCGAUCUUUACUUUUAUGCUCAUCGGUCUCAUUGCUUCCGUCUCGAAAGAAAAAGCUGCGGUGGCUACGGGAACGGUUUACCUCUUCCGAUCUCUCGGCCAAGUGAUGGGAGUGAGUCUUUCAACAGCUCUGUUUCAGAUGCUAUUACAGGCACAGAUGGGGAAGAAUAUCACACUAGAUCUCCUACCCGAUCCAGGAGAGGGUGUCGAAGGUGUAAGCAAGUUAAUCUCGGCAUUGAGACACGAUGCGUCGUUAGUGCCGAGUUUAAGGCCGGUCGAGUUGAGGGAGGCGGCACAGUUGUCGUAUGAGAAUGCGAUCAAGUGGGUGUUUGUGUUUGUGACAGCGUUGAAUCUGUUGUAUUUGGCCGUUUGUUGGCCGGUUGAGGAGUAUGAGUUGUCGGAUAAGCCUGCUACUUGGGCUGAGAGAGAUGAUGGGGAGGUGAGGAGGGAGGAGCAAGAUACAAGACCAACCUCUACUGGUUCUGAAGCGUAG
Molecule: messenger RNA, 1791 nt
Organism: Ustilago hordei
Lineage: Eukaryota; Fungi; Basidiomycota; Ustilaginomycetes; Ustilaginales; Ustilaginaceae
Exons: 1
Coding region: 1-1791 (596 amino acids)
Biological process (GO): transmembrane transport; basic amino acid transport
Cellular component (GO): fungal-type vacuole membrane
Molecular function (GO): basic amino acid transmembrane transporter activity
Source: RefSeq, a predicted model, not a curated record